CACACACACACGUUUACUGCGUUUACUGUGUUUACUGUCGCUGGAGCUCAAGGACAACAUGUUCAGAACAAUUUACCGGCACGCAAAGAAACAUCCAGGGCUCAUCCCUCAGUUCAUCUUCUUGCUGGCGGGUUUGAGCGGAGCUUCUCUCUAUCUGAUCCGACUGGCUCGAGGACCUCAUGUCAGCUGGGACAGGAGGAAUAACCCUGAACCGUGGAACAAACUCGACCCGACCUAUCAGUACAAGUUGGUGGCCAUCAACACAGACUAUGAGCGUCUGAAGAAGGAAGGACCUGACUUUUAAAAGACCUCAGAGGAUCAACACACACACACACACACACACACACACACACAGACACACACACAGUACCCCUGAUACUCCUGCAUCCACUGAAAACAAAUUAAAUCACUUAUUUUAAUAGCUAGCUAAAAAUAUGAAGCAGCACUGUUUUCAAGAUUAAUAAUAAUAAAUGUUUCUCGAGCAUCA
Messenger RNA from Rhinichthys klamathensis goyatoka, 487 nucleotides. RefSeq names its product cytochrome c oxidase subunit NDUFA4. Lineage: Eukaryota; Metazoa; Chordata; Actinopteri; Cypriniformes; Leuciscidae. The transcript is spliced from 4 exons. The record is from RefSeq and is a predicted model, not a curated record. Bases 59 to 304 code for a protein of 81 amino acids.